AUGGAUCUCAUAUCUUCUCAGUUCACUCCUUUCAUGUCCUCGAUGGCUUCGAUUUUGACGAAUACUGUACCCUGGCACAAGGGCGAGGAGCAACUACACCACCUGCUCCGAGCCCCUCAUGGGGAGAACCCAACUACGCCGUACCUGAGCCAACGAGCAGCAUUCCUGGUGCAAGAAGCCCCGCUGCUUGCGCUAGGUACAUUAGACUCACAGGGCCGGCCAUGGUCAACGAUAUGGGGCGGUACAGCGGGCUUUGCAGAGCCAGCGACCGAAUCAUCGCUAAUCGGGCUCCGGACACAAGUAGACAGCAAAUACGACCCCGUUGUCCGGGCACUUUUGGCCAACCGUACUGAUCAAUAUCCAGGAAAGAUGGUUUCGGGUCUAGCAAUUGACCUGGAGCACCGCCGUCGAGUGAAGUUGUAUGGCCGGAUGGUGGCGGGCUCGCUAUCGGAUACAGACGCAGGGCAGGCAAAAUUGAUUGUCCAUAUUGAAGAAAGCCUUGGGAAUUGCCCCAAAUACAUGAACAAGAAGCAUAUUGUGCCUGCACUGCCUGAUCCAAAGCUGAGAUCGGACUCGCCUCAAUUGAGUCUUGCUGCAAGUGAGCUGCUCUCUCGUGCGGAUACUAUGUUUGUAUCUUCGUCCUAUGAAGCAAUGACCAUGGAUACGAAUACUCGUGGAGGUCCGGCGGGAUUCAUGCGUGUUGAAUCCAAUAAUGCUAGCGGUGCUGUGAUUGUUUAUCCCGAGUACUCGGGAAACAGACUCUAUCAAACGCUAGGGAAUCUAGCAACCACCCCUCUGGCCGGUUUUGUGGUUCCGGAUUUCGACACAGGCAAUGUUCUUUAUUUCACUGGCUCUACAGAGACACUGGUUGGGAAAGACGCAGCUGCCAUCUUGCCUAGGUCAAAUCUCGCCGUGCGAGUUACCAUUGCUGCUGCAGUCUUUGUUGAGAAUGGAUUGAGCUUUCGCGGCGAGGCCGGGGAGCUUUCUCCAUACAACCCCAGUACAUAA
Molecule: messenger RNA, 1008 nt
Organism: Penicillium paradoxum
Lineage: Eukaryota; Fungi; Ascomycota; Eurotiomycetes; Eurotiales; Aspergillaceae
Exons: 2
Coding region: 1-1008 (335 amino acids)
Source: RefSeq, a predicted model, not a curated record